Messenger RNA from Dissoconium aciculare CBS 342.82, 1665 nucleotides. RefSeq lists its product as uncharacterized. The record is from RefSeq and is a predicted model, not a curated record. The transcript has a single exon. The coding region runs from base 1 to 1665 and encodes 554 amino acids. Lineage: Eukaryota; Fungi; Ascomycota; Dothideomycetes; Mycosphaerellales; Dissoconiaceae.
AUGCCACUGCCAGCCUCCAUUGCCAAGUCCGUUCGCUAUCAGUCGACUUCCGUCUCUGACCCGCCGCCUGCGACCAUGGUGGGUCUCAAUGGUUUUGGGCGAAAUGAAAGAUCCUUCGCCAGUGAAGGCGAGAUACCGCUACUAGAAGACAGCACUGAUGAAUCCAUUCGCCAGCUGCAAGGUAGUAUUCCCAACUCUACCUCAGUAAAAGUGCAGAUAAACUCUGCACCUCUAGAUGAUCCGUUUGAUGCAUAUACACUCCACGACGUGCUCGGCAAGGAAUCAGAUCGUCUGUCAGAGUGCGAUAGCAAAGGCUGGACAUCGCUGACUAGUGCUCGAAUGGACGAUCAACUCAUGGAUCCCAGAGAACUUUACUCGUACAUUACUCAGUCCCUCAGUUCAAUGCCGCCACGCAUAUACAUGCGAGUGCGUGGCUGUCACCAGGCAGCGACGCAGGGCGAUAGUUCACGAAGCAGCACAAACAGCCAGAGAAAUGACGCGGUCGUUGACUUUGAUUUCGUCGUAUCGAUGCGAGGGUUUCUAGGGCAACAUAAUGAUCCUACAUGGCACACGUGUAGUGUGGCGUCAGACCAUAUUCGCACCUAUCGAGGAACAUUCACAGAGACCACCGGCCAGGGCGAGGAGUAUCCAAGUUUUCAACAGUUUGCCACGGAAAAUGAAGGGAUCUUCAGACGCUUCACAAAUCCGUGGCAUUAUCUUAUGAGGUGGAGAAGGAGAUUGCGUAGCGGAGAACCAUCGCAGACAUCUUCAUGGAACUUCCCAGCAUCAUCACCUGUUGGCUCAAAGGCAUCAACGAACUGGAGUUUGUUCAACUCCUUGGCUUUACUUGAAACUUCUCUAGAAGAUCAUCCGGACUGGCGCAGCCACAAUUCCGGCGCCAAGAGGCAUGAUGGUGGAUCGUCGCGGCCCACAAUUUUCCUCUCGACAACAAGCGAGCAUCCGUCUGGGUACGAACGAAGCCUACUUGAGUGGUGCGAAGACUACUGCAAUUAUAAAACUCCUCGCAAGGCCUUCCGCAUAACCCGAAAGAUCAACGGCUUAGACAUUGCGGCGCUCAGAACGCAUGUGACCGCCUUGCUAUACUCGCAUCACGUCGGAAGAAUUGAAAUUGGCUUUACGACGGUCGAUGAGCGCAUCGAUAUCUAUCCGCCAGGAUCUCUUCAUCAAAUUGUCGCUGAGCAGCGCGCGAUUCACGCGUGUUUCAAAACUUUCGGCUUCAUCGCGAUUGGCCUCAUUGGCAUCUGCUCGGUGGCCUUUGUUUUUGUAACAUGCAUUCUGUUACUACAUAUCGGCUUAGCUAUUGGCGAGGUUCAAGAAUGGGCGGUUGUUGCUCACGGCGCCUUUCUGUACUUUCGGACUUUCCUCACUCUGAUAUGCGUAAGUGUCGCGAUCGGAGUCCUGGCUACUCUAAUCCGCAGAUGGGUAAAUGCUCAUUUCGGUGUGAGGAAGUGGGCGAUCUACAACGUGGACUGGACAGUGUGGCAAUGGGAUGGAUCUCAAGGCCAGCAGCGCGUAAAGAGAUAUGCGGGUCUCAAUGAGGCGCAAUGGGUUCAAACUCAUGCUCAAUUUCUGUGCAGGCUGGUUAUGAAUAAGUUUCAAGGCGACGCAACGGACUUGAUGGAUAUUCUCGUGCCAUCAAUUUGA